Contarinia nasturtii (swede midge) is the source of this 4187-nucleotide messenger RNA. Its product is annotated as zwei Ig domain protein zig-8-like. The transcript has 10 exons. The record is from RefSeq and is a predicted model, not a curated record. Gene Ontology annotation, cellular component: neuron projection membrane. Lineage: Eukaryota; Metazoa; Arthropoda; Insecta; Diptera; Cecidomyiidae. The coding region runs from base 2434 to 3438 and encodes 334 amino acids. Gene Ontology annotation, biological process: synapse organization.
AUGUGAUUUUCAGUAGAUGCUUCGAUUUAUUGCUUUGUCAUGUGUGCGUGUGUGUGUUCAAGUGCGUUGUACCUGUUGCCACAACUAAAAAUGAAAUUACACUAGCUCCAUCGAGCAUAUAAACACACGUAAUGCGAGAGAUUGUCUUUUAUGCCAGCGAACCGAAUCAAAAUUGAUGAUACAAAGUGGCAUUUAACGUAAGAUGUGAAGAAGUUUUGCUUUGAAUACAAAUACAAAUGCAAGCAUACACAUACCGAAAUAAUCAGUAGAUUGUUUCCUCUAUAUUUACCUGAAUGUUUGGAUACAAGCUUCAACUUCGACAUUGACUUGAUCGGGCCACACAAUUCGGGAAAUUAAAACGAAACUUUAUAUGAGAUAGUGGAUUGAAUAUCGAUAAAUGCGUACCAACUAUAGACGAAUUAGCUGAAUUCAUUGAGCACUUUGCCAAUUAAGUGAUGUGAUUACGGAUAUCUUAACAGAACACGUUUUCCUAUGAUGCUCUCUUACAUUAUCAUCAUCAUCGUACACAAACUGGUGAAUUUGAAGAUAUCCGUAUGUCGAUGAUGUCGAGAGGGAGACAGAGAAAGAGAGAGAGAUAGUCGAUUGAUUUCAAUUUGUUCAAGUGCUUUGAUUGAACCCGCAAGCUACUUAAUUGCUGCAUAGGUUCACUGUGAUUGACAGGUGCACAAGGAAUCAACUCAUGUUCAAAAACAUCCGUAUCUAUGUUAUUGGAAGCCUAAAGGAACUAAAGAUUGUUUUCCAUUGUUAUUGUGAGUAAGAGUCGAAUAGCCCGUAAUGAUUUCGUGUGCGUCCGGAAAUUAUUUUCAAUCAUAAAAAAGUAAGUCUAAUUGAACUGUGAAAAACGAAUCAAAAACGGCGGAAAACACCAUAAAAACCGAGAAAAAAGAAAUUCCCGUAAAAAGUGUAAUAAGUAAUAAUAAACUAAGUGAACAAAAAGCACUCACAGGGCCAAUAAAAACAAUGACAAUGUCGAGUAAAUUGUGUCGUUGUUGUUGUUGCCAUCGUCAUUGGUUGUGUGUGUAAAAUCACUAUUCGCCCCUGAUAACCGUCAUACACCGUCAGUGUGUGUACAAAGAAGAGUGUAUUGUUAACGACGAGAGCGAGAGAAAAAAAUACGCAUAUGAACUUGGGAGUGUUGGACAUAUGUCGUGGUGACCAAUUGCUUUUACAACGAUUGUUCGGCGAAUGUUUGCAUUGAACGUGUGGCUGCGAUCAUUAAACAAUAUUGUUUCCGUGCAACGAUAAAAUAUACAAACAGCAAAAGCUUCUCGGCGCGUGCAAAUACAGCGAAGAGAAGAGCAAAAAAAAAAACACCACCCAACUAACAAGCGAAUCAACCAAAACUCAAAUUGAAUUGUGAACUCGGAUGUACUGGUUGACGGUACUGGACAAAUUUCCAUUGCAUGGCAUAGUGCGCCAAUUACUUGCCGUGUACUCACAUAUAUGUCUGUGUAUUUAUACACGAGCUCAGUAUUUCUGACCAUUUAGAUGUGAUACCAAUCUUUACGCAGCAAAAAAAAAACGAAUUUGAAGUCGAUGUGUGUGCUGGUGUUUUUUAUUCGCUUGGUUUUUCUGUCCGUUUGCUCGUUCUCGUAACUCGUUACGGUCAACAAUUUAUUUGCCACUGAAGACACCACAAAAUAAUUAACGUGAACACACACGGGGUGCACAGACAACGUGUGAAAAACCAAUGAUAGAAAACAAUAAUAAUUUGUGUUGAAUGUUCAGAAGUUGUGUGUGCGUCGUAUAUCAAAGUUUUAUAUGAAGAAAGUAAUGCUGCAAGCCAAUUAAAGCAACGAGUUGUGACUUGUCCGGAACAAAGUUCACUGGGUAAACGACGAAAUCAGACGAUAGUCACGCAUUUAUACAAACACAUCGGAAUAAGUCCAAUUAAAUUUUGUUGGUUAUUUUUGGUUGGUUUUUUCUUCUUCUUUUAUAUCCGAAGAACAUCUAAUUACAGUGAAAGCAAAUAUAAAUAUGAAAUACAAAAUAAAUAACGAAAAACUGAAAAUAAGUGUGAAAAUAUGAUGUGUGGUAGUGAAACGACGAUAGCAACGUCAUCGACAAUAAUAAUACCAAACGAAUGCAGCGAUAAUAAUUAUAUGAGACAUAGAAAUUUUGUGCAAAAUCACAACAACAACAUUAAAUCAUUUGGUGUGAACGAAUUGAAUUGGCGGAAAAAAUUAUCAUCAUCCAAUUACCAACAUCAUCAGCAUCAUCAUCGUUGUCAUCAACAUUACCACAUCGAUAAGCAUCAGGCGUUGUUGAGGGCACACGCUUGUCGUCACGCAUCAUACACCACAUCGACUAAUUGGAUAAAUAUCCAUCGGGUCAAAGCGAUACGUGCUAAUCGGCAUUUGCAGCCGAUUCAUCUAACACAUUUUGAUAGAGAGCGCACGCUAACAAAUCUUAAUGUACAUUUCGAAUGGAAUAGCCGUAUUUAUUUUAGUAUUUCAUCUAAAAUUUAUUCAAGAUAUGUCAAAAGCAGCAGCUAACGCUACUGUAAUUCCCGAGCAUAAUAUGUCGCUGCAUCCAUAUUUUAACUUUGAUGUACAACGAAAUGUCACAGCGAGGGUCGGUCAAACGGCAUUUUUGCAAUGCAAAGUAGAACAGCUCGGCGACAAAUCGGUUUCCUUUAUCCGGAAGCGAGAUUUGCACAUAUUAACAGCUGGAGUUUUGACUUACACGUCGGACGAACGUUUCCAGGUAAUUCGGACGGAUCGUUCUGAUCGAUGGACAUUGCAAAUAAAAUUUUCGCAGGCACGUGAUAGUGGCAUUUACGAGUGCCAAGUGAAUACUGAACCAAAAAUGUCGAUGGCGUUUCGACUGAAUGUUGUGGAAGCGAAAGCAGUGAUACCAGGACCAACUGAUAUAUAUGUAAAACAGGGUAGCGAAGUUGUACUGACAUGCAUUGUUAGCCAGGGUCCACACGAACUCGGUCAAAUUUACUGGUUACGCGGCAAACACAUGAUCGACACAAAAACCAGCUAUCAUUUAAAUGACGUUUUCGAAUAUCCGGAUCGUAUAACCAUUUCCACGGAAUCGGCUGACGUUCUUCAGUCCAGAUUAACAAUAUCUAAAGCCCGGUUAACUGAUUCGAGUAAUUAUUCUUGUAUGCCGACCAAUGCAGAAGGCACCAGUGCGAUCGUCCACGUUAUAAAUGGUGAACAUCCGGCUGCUAUGCAACGAGGAUGCGCAAACAACAACAUCAAUUUAUCUAUUUUAUUGUACAUUUUAUCACUAUCACUUUUAAUUCAAUAUUUGAACCGGAUACUGAGUACAUUUAUAGUGUUACAUGUGAUUUCACCGCAUCGAAACCCCAACAUCAACGACGACACAUCCGAAAUUCACUUGGAUUUCGUCCAUAUUCAUGCUCUGAUGCAUUCAGCAAAAAGCCCAGCAUUGAAUUUAAGAUAAAAUAAAUCCUCAGCACACCCACACAUUCAUUCACUCAAACACACAUACAUUUACUCUUUUUCUCGGAUUUUGUGAUUUAAAAAAUAAAAAUAAUAAAAAGACAGCAAAAAAAAAAACAAAGAAACGGGAAAACGUUUUUAUUAGGAAUUUAAGCGAGUAAUUGAAAAGGAAUGAUAUGAAAAAUAAAAUAAAUAUGGCAAAUGACAUUUAUACGAAAACAAACAUCUAUGUAAAUAACUCGUUACACAGCGAACACACACACUUUCGCAUUCACAUAAAUCAUAUCUCUCAAAUCAAUGUAUGUUCAUGAAUAGUACAGCAAACAAACCCAUAAAAAGCUCAACACAUAUACUUCGAUAAGCACAUAUACACUAUAUUCGAUGUGGAUUUUGUGUUAUGUCAAUUUUGUAGUCGACAGAAGAUGGUCGGGUUUCCUCUUCUCUUUUUUUUCUCGAAUAAAAACCAGUAAUGGAGAAGCACAAUUUGUUUCGAUCGCAAAUCUGAAUGAUGAAUUGAUUCAGUUUUUUAUUGACAUGGCAAUAAAUUCAAUUUCUGUAUUGAAACCCAUUCACAAUUCCAAUUGAAUUUUAAAUUGACUUGAUUUGGGUUGGCCAUGUACCAAGUGGGUCUCUUGUUUUUAACUUAAAAAGAUGUUGGCUGGAUUAUUUUUUAAUAGUUUUUGUUUGGUUUUAGUUUAUUUACAUAUUAUACUAUUUUCCAUUGAACCAAUUAAUUAUAUUAUUGAUGAU